This is a messenger RNA of Purpureocillium lilacinum, 615 nucleotides long. NCBI's taxonomy places the organism in Eukaryota, Fungi, Ascomycota, Sordariomycetes, Hypocreales, Ophiocordycipitaceae. The record is from RefSeq and is a predicted model, not a curated record.
AUGCGGGUGCCUCUGCCCCUUCUCCCUCGGUCACGCCGUGGCCCUGGGCUCCCGUCGCUCCCAUUGCAUCCCGUCCCAACUGCCAACAGCUGCCGUCCCGCCAUCCGUCUCCUGGCUCAGGGCACCUACGCCUUUUCACCUGGCCUUCUCCCUCACCGUCUUCCUCGCUGCCAGCCUCCUCCUUCUCCUCCUCCUCCGGGCCAGACUUGCUCCUGUCGCCAGACACUACCCGACCGCCCGCGGCCUUCUUCGCCUCCUGUCUGUCCAGUGACUGCAUUUCGGCUGCACCUGUCGGUCUCGGGCUACGAGCGCUGCGGCACAAAUAUCCAAGGGAACACCGUCUGGCGCGACCGCCUGUUCCAAAGGCCAAUCUCACUGACAUCUCAUCCAUUCAUCCCUCCAUCUCCUCCGCCUCCACCUCCACCACCACGUCCUGCCCGGCUCCCAUCCCCCAGGGAGGACAAGCUCUGCACCUUGCACCGGCCCAGCUGCGCAGCAGGGAGGACUUUUUUUGUCGAGGCGCCCGCCCGGCACUAUUGCGUGCUCAGUGUUGCAGGACCGGCAGCGUCAAUACGUCAGUGCACGGCUGGUGGCUUUGGGCUGUUCUGCGAGUAA